Molecule: messenger RNA, 1456 nt
Organism: Pararge aegeria (speckled wood butterfly)
Lineage: Eukaryota; Metazoa; Arthropoda; Insecta; Lepidoptera; Nymphalidae
Exons: 8
Coding region: 303-1259 (318 amino acids)
Molecular function (GO): serine hydrolase activity
Source: RefSeq, a predicted model, not a curated record
AAUCAAUCAGUCGUUCAUGUGUUGUGGUUGAGGGUGGGUUAAAUUAGUGGCUAACAAAAUUAAUAAAAUAAAAUAAUAAAACUUCUUAUUCACGCAUUUAAAAGUUCGUUUCGACAACUUCUUUAAUUUUAUAACACCUCUUUUAUGAAGAGUUCUUUGAUUAAGUGUCGGUACAGAAACCUUAAUUAAUGUGAAAAUGCAUCAAUGAAAGCAAUAAGCAUUUGCUCUCACCGAUUAUUUUGCAUCUGCCGAAUAAAUCAUUAUUAGCGUGUAGUUACGGAGAUUUGACCUGUUUGUCAAAAAUGAGUCUGUUCAAGACUGUGGUAGCAGCGACCAUCAACAGCGGGAAAGUUAGCCGUGGAAAUCUGCGCCUGCGACCUUUGCUGUCAUGCGCGCCGCUCGCGCUGGCGUGGGACCGCUCUGCGCACACGCAAGACAUCACCAAGAACAUCCAGUACAUAACUAACGAGAAGGUCAAGCUCACCACGGAUCCGAAGACUAUGAAGUUAGACAAACAGCUAAACCGACCCACAUGUGUGAUGAUCAACUGGUUGCUAGCACGGCAGAAGCACGUGAUGAAAUACGCGAAUCUCUACUUGGAGCAAGGCUUCGAUGUUAUUUCCGUAUCCUGUACCCCUUGGCAGCUGAUGUGGCCGUUGAAAGGCUCUCAGUUAGUGGCGGCAGACCUGAUCAAGUUCAUGGCAGCGAAUGAGAACGACCAGCCAACGGUUCUGCACGGUUUCUCCGUGGGCGGUUACAUCUGGGGCGAGGUUUGCGCUCAAGUUAUGGACAACAAACAAUUAUACCAAUCUGUUAUUGACCGAGUGGCGGCCCAGGUGUGGGACUCCGCUGCUGACAUCACCGAGAUCACCAUAGGAGUGCCGGCUGCCGUUUUCCCAAAGAACAAAAUCAUGCAGAAAACCCUCAAGGCUUAUAUGGAGUACCACCUGAAGACCUUCCACGACGCAGCAACGGUGCACUACAUAAGGUCGUCGCAGCUGUUCCACACGAACGCGUGCCGGGCGCCCGCGCUGUUUCUUCUGUCGAGCAGUGACCCCGUCGGGGCGGAGGGUAGCAACCGCAAUGUCUACGAUUCCUGGGUCAAGAUGGGUAUGAAGUGUACCUGGCAUUGCUGGGACCGGUCGCCGCACGUGCAACACUUCACGAAACACCGAGACGAAUACGUGGCACUCGUGCGCGCGCACCUACGCGAGCACGUAGCAAGCGCGCACCAGGAGAAGUCGCGGGCGCACGCUUAGCGUCCCACUAUCACAACAUUUUGUAUAAGAUACUAGGAUUAAUGAAUUUAGUUAGCGGAAACGUUUUACAGAACCUCAGAUAGCACUCACGUUUUCAGCUUCCCACUUCUGAAACUAUUUUCUUUUUUACCUAAGUCGUGUGACGUAGCUGAAUCGAGCGAAUCAAAUUGCAGAGUAAAAUCUAGUUAUAUCCAGUC